AUGGCGUCAUUAAAGAAAUUAUCUAAUCGUAAUCAAAACCUUUUAUGUGCUUCGUCAUAUUAUAUAAACAGCUUCAAAAGAGUCGUCGAAGAAUUGGUUUAUAACUCACUUGAUGCUGACUCUACUUCAAUAGCAAUUAGAGUCUGCAUAGAAAAUAAAUAUAUACAAGUACUGGAUAAUGGUAUAGGUAUUAUAAAAGAUAAUUUUAGGCUUUUAGGAGACAAAUAUGUUACAAACAAAUUCAUAGACGACAGUUCUCUAAAAUCUACAUCGAAUAAAUAUGGGUAUAAAGGAAUUUAUCUAGCAAGCAUAAUAGAAGUUUCUGAAAAUGUUAAAAUAUCCUCAAAAUUUAAAAACUCGCAAGAAACUUGGAUGAAGGUUUUUUGUAAAGGUAGUGUAGAAGACUUUAAUUUAACUUCAUCGAGGCCAUCAAAAGGAACAACUGUAGAAAUUUCAGGAUUUCUUUAUAAUCAUAAUAUUCAACAAAAAUCUAUAGAUUUAUUAAAUGAAAUAAACAGUAUCAAAUUGGUUCUAGAACAGCUAUCACUAGUGCAUUGUAAUGUUUCAUUUAGCCUCAGAGAUGAUUCUAAGAAUGAAAUUAUUUUUAAAAUUCACAAAAAUAGAAACAUAUACCAGACAUUGUUGUCUCUUUUUGAAAUAAGUAUGAAUGAUUUAAAAGAUCUACAAGUAGAAAAAAAUCAAUAUAAAGUGAAAGCAUACAUUGGUAAAAAUUGCUUGGUACCAAAGAAGUAUCAAUGGGUUUUUUUAAAUGGACGACAAACUAUUGUGGAAUUUAAAAACUGCGAAGCAGUUAAUAAACUUAUUGAAAAAUUAAUCAACUUAUACUAUGGAGACAUUAAAGGAAAGCCAAUAAUUGUUAGAAAAGAAAUAAAUCAAGAUAAUAAUAAUGAUACAAGAAGAAAGGUCAAGGAAAUUAUGGACAAAAUAUUAAAUAAAAAUGAGGUAAAAGCCAAUAUGAUGCAACUACAGAAUGGUAUAAUAGGUAAAAACGUUAAAAGGAAAUUAAAAAAAAGGAAUAUGAAUGAUAACCAACAAAAUAUUUUAGAAAAAGAAACAGAAUAUAACAGUUUAUGCAAAAUUAAGGAAUCUGCAAACUUUAUUGAAAGGGACAAAAAACAUGGUAUUAAUGAAUUGUCUGAGUCACAUAAAUCAGUACAUAAUUUGUUAAAAAAUAAUAGACUCAAAAACAAAUACUUCAACAAUAACAACAACAAUAAUAACAGAAACUUGCUAAAAGCAAAAAAUUAUAGAAGAACAAAAAAGAACAUAGAAUUCAAAAUUAAAACAAAUGCUUCCAUUGAACCUCUCAUACAAAAAUUUGAACACAAAACAGAAACUGUUCAAAAGAGGUGUCAAAAAUUAUCAGUUGAAGCGCAGACUAUUCUAAAUAGAAAAUAUUUCAAUAAUAUUAAAAUACUCAAAGCUAACGGAAAGCACGGCAAAGAUUUUAAAAUAGAUAGCCCAAAAGAAAAAUAUAUAAAAUCUAACAAUGUAGAACAUUUAAGCACCAAACAAGUUAAAACAACGUAUGACUUAUUAAAAAUUAAUGAAAAUAAGGAAAAGUUUCCCAUUAAUGUAUUCACAGAUACUCAAAAUACUGUCAUCGCAGAAAGUAUCGUAUCGGAUAAAAAAAUAUUAUCUACUUUUAAUAGCCAUGAAAUAAAUAAAAGAAUAAUUCCGAAAUGUUCUAUUCACCCAUCAAAAAAAUACUUACCUAAUUUGAAUCCGAUGUUAUAUGAAUAUAGCUACACGGAAAAAAAUCAACCUAAUAACAGAUUAAAUUUAUGGAAAUCUCCAUUUUUAAAAGAAUUACAAAUGUCAACUAAUUUGAGUUUAAGUAAUCAUAUUAAAAAGACGUCACCUUCAAUUGAGGAUGCAGUAACAAGUAAAGAUACACACACAAACAUUGAAAAUGAUAUAUCAAUUUUUAAACCUAAAUCGCAAUACAGUGAUGAAAUAGAACCUUUAAAAUUUUGUGAAUCAAUAUUAAAUAGCACCGAAAUGCGAAAUAUUGAACAGGAAUUUAACAAGAGCUUUUUUCAUAAUGAGAAAAGUAAUUUAAUCAUGACAUCUGAUAAUAAUUUUACUCGAGUUUAUAAUAAUUUUGACAAUUUUGGUAAAAACGAAUUUGUUAAUAUUUUCAAGGACAAAAACCAGAAAGAUCAAUUCAUAUAUAACACUGUGCAAAGAGAAACAUCGAAUAUUGAAUUGUAUGAAAAGAGUAGACUAGAUAAAAAACAACCUUCAUUGCCAAUAUUCAGUAGUCAGGCUCAUAACACGGAGGAUUUUAAACUAAAAGGUCGUCAUCGGUUUGUACCCAAAGGUAUGUCUCAAAUUUUUGAGGGUCAUUUUAAAAAAAAUUCUGAUUAUAAUAAUGACGAAGAAUAUUAUGAAGACGCUAUUUACAACCAUUUUGCAGAAGAUGUUCGUGAUAAAUUUGAAAUAUUUGAACCGUGUGUUAAAAAUGUCAAAGACAUUUUUUCUAAGGACUUAAAUAAAAUUAAUUAUAGAACCGAUAAAGAUAAUGCAGAUUUAAUAUUUAAUUCUGAAUCGUUAAAGCAAGCUCAAAUAUUAGGACAGGUAGAUAAAAAAUUUAUAGCGGCUAGAAUACAAAGUAGAUGUUCUAGCGAUGGAAAAUCAUCUUAUUUUUUAACUUUAUUUGAUCAACAUGCCGUGGAUGAGAGAGUAAGACUUGAAAGAAAUUUAUCAGAUUAUUUCGAUGGAAUCAAAUGGAAAAGCGUUGCAUUCGAGACAUUUCAAUUGAAACUUAGUCGUGAUGAUUAUUUUUAUCUUUACAAUUAUAAAGACAAAUUUACUCAAUUUGGACUACAAUGGACAUUUGCAGAAAAACAUGUACUGAUUCAUGCUAUACCAGAAGCUAUUCUUGGUAAAAAUCCUAGAAAGGCGGAAACCAUUAUUACAGCUAUCAAGAACUUCAUCUCUGAACAGAUUGAGAUAAUAAAAUCUAUCAGAGGUAAUGUUUAUUCAUACCCAAAGUGUAUAAUGGAACUUGUCUUUAGUGAGGCUUGCAGAUAUGCAAUUAAGUUUGGUGAUCAUUUGUCUAAAGAUGACUGUGUGAAUAUAAUUGGUGCUCUUGCGGACUGCAAGACUCCUUUUCAAUGCGCACAUGGCCGACCUGUUAUGGCGAUUAUGAUGGAAAUACCGAAUAAUAAUUAUAUUUAUAAGGUAAACAUAAGCCGUCUAAAGGAAUUUAAAAAAAUAAUGUCUUAAUCGUUUAUAUCGUAUCGUAAAAACAAUUUAACCAAUAUAGUAGGUAA
Messenger RNA from Nymphalis io (European peacock), 3299 nucleotides. RefSeq names its product metacaspase-3-like. NCBI's taxonomy places the organism in Eukaryota, Metazoa, Arthropoda, Insecta, Lepidoptera, Nymphalidae. Gene Ontology annotation, molecular function: ATP-dependent DNA damage sensor activity; ATP binding; ATP hydrolysis activity. The transcript has 14 exons. Gene Ontology annotation, biological process: mismatch repair. Gene Ontology annotation, cellular component: mismatch repair complex. The record is from RefSeq and is a predicted model, not a curated record. Bases 1 to 3252 code for a protein of 1083 amino acids.